Messenger RNA from Grammomys surdaster, 2763 nucleotides. RefSeq names its product zinc finger FYVE-type containing 27 (gene Zfyve27). Gene Ontology annotation, molecular function: metal ion binding. The record is from RefSeq and is a predicted model, not a curated record. NCBI's taxonomy places the organism in Eukaryota, Metazoa, Chordata, Mammalia, Rodentia, Muridae. The coding region runs from base 112 to 1428 and encodes 438 amino acids. Gene Ontology annotation, biological process: endoplasmic reticulum tubular network formation; vesicle-mediated transport; protein localization to plasma membrane. Gene Ontology annotation, cellular component: growth cone membrane; endoplasmic reticulum tubular network. The transcript is spliced from 13 exons.
GAGGUGGCGCGGCGUGGGGUGGGGCGGGCCUGAGGGACCGCUCCGAGGGCUUGGUGUCCUUCUAUUCCCUUGGCCGUCCCUGCCCCUCCCUUUCCUGGGACAGCGUCCGGAAUGCAGACUCAGGAUCGGGACCUGAGUGGGCCAGAGGCGAGCCCCAGCGGGAUGCCUGAGGUUCUCUCUGAGUGUUCACCUGCCCCUACCAAGUCAACAGCGUUUGAUCUCUUCAAUCUGGUUCUGUCCUACAAGAGGCUGGAGAUCUACCUGGAACCCCUGAAGGAUGCCGGUGACAGUGUCCGGUACUUGCUAAGGUGGCAGAUGCCUUUGUGUUCCUUGCUGACUUGCCUGGGCCUCAACAUCUUGUUCCUCACUUUGAACGAGGGUGCAUGGUACUCCAUGGGUGUCUUGGUAAUUUCGGUGCCUGCACUACUGGGCUACCUUCAGGAAGUGUGCCGGGCACAGCUGCCUGAGUCUGAGCUGAUGCGGAGGAAGUACCACAGCAUAAGGCAGGAAGACCUGCAGAGAGUUCGCCUUUCCCGCCCCGAGGCUGUUGCUGAGGUGAAGAGCUUCUUCUGUACUCCUGGAUUCGUGGCUAGCUUGGUUUGGAGAAAGCAGGGACUGUCCACUCACAGAAGCUCCUAUGUCUGCAGCCUGAUCCAACUGGAAGCCUUCUUGGCCCGCCUGUGCUAUACCUGUGAGUCAGCCUAUCGUGUGCUUCACUGGGAGAACCCCGUGGUGUCCUCACAGUUCUAUGGUGCUCUUCUGGGCAUGGUUUGCAUGCUCUACCUGCUGCCCCUCUGCUGGGUCCUCGCCCUUUUAAACAGCACACUCUUUCUGGGAAAUGGAGAAUUCUUCCGAGUGGUGUCUGAGUACAGGGCUUGUCUGCAGCGGCGGAUGAACCCCAGGCAGGAAGAGCGUGUCUGUGAGAGCUCAGCCCUACAGGAUGCUGCGGGGAGGGGUGGUGUGCUGGACAGCACCCCUGCCCCUACGCCAACAGAAGAUCUCACGCCAGGCAGUGUGGAGGAAGCCGAGGAGGCUGAGCCAGAUGAGGAGUUCAAAGAUGCAAUUGAGGAGACUCAUCUGGUGGUACUGGAGGAGGAUGAGGGUGCCCCGUGCCCAGCAGAGGAUGAGCUGACCCUGCAGGACAACGGGUUCCUCAGCAAGAAUGAGGUACUUCGCAGCAAGGUGUCACGGCUCACAGAGCGGCUCCGCAAGCGCUACCCGACCAAUAACUUCGGGAACUGUGCAGGGUGUGCUGCCACCUUCUCCGUGCUGAAGAAGAGGCGGAGCUGCAGCAACUGUGGAAACAGCUUCUGCUCUCGGUGCUGCUCCUUCAAGGUGCCCAAGUCCUCCAUGGGGGCCACAGCUCCUGAAGCCCAGAGAGAGACUGUGUUUGUGUGUGCCUCCUGUAAUCAGACCCUGAGCAAAUGAGAAGAGAAGCCAGGCUCCAUCUGUCCUGGGGCCAGCAGUAGACUCUACUGUCCCAACUCUGGUCCUCUGAGGCCUGUGCUGGGCAAAUGUAGCCUGACAGCUAGGUCGUUCCUGCCCUUCCCCUGCUGCCUCCAGCUGGGCUAGUGAUGAUCUAAGGCCCAGGUGGAGAGGAGCCUCUGGGGUCCUGGCUGUUGGUCCUACUCUACCCUAUACCCUGUUAACUCAGGGCUGGCCAGGGAGUGUCCACCAGAGGGCAGAAUUGAGCACAGCCUGCUCUCAUCUGGGCUCUGGUGGUCGAGGUCAGGCUGGCUAGGCCUUAGGAUUCAAGAGACCUGAGGUUGGGUAAAGAGGGUCUUCUCUGUUGGGUACUGGGCAGUCUCUCAGCCCCAAAGAGCCUGCAAGGGGACUUAGCACCAUGGCCUGGCUCUGUCCUUUGAAUAGCCUCAGGAUAUGUUGGUUUUUAGAGCUAGGAUUGGAGUUCCCAGGUGCCCCAGGGGAGGGAACAUGAGGGUGCUGGUCAAGUCCUUCCGUGUCAAGUGGAUGGCAGUAUGGGGAUGCUCUGCCUACAGAAUCUUAGCUCCCAUGAUCCUCUGGUGUCCUCAAGUCCUGCUGGGGUGGCUACAGGACCCUCACAUCACUCCUACUUCCUGCUCUGAGUCUAGGGCACCCCCGCCUUUCUCCCACUGCCACAUCUCUAGCCCUUAUCUCAUGAGACCCGUGGGCAGAUGAGUGGAGCAGAGACUGUAAAGCCUGUGAGGUCCGGGGAAGUGCAGGACCGCCUGGAUCUCAGGGCUGCUCCUGGAGAGGAGUUUACAUUGUAGGAUAGGGUCAGAUGGCCAGUGUUCUGUUCCCUCUGCUCUGCCAAGGGGGUGCUGCACCUCCUCCUAAGCCACGUGCUGGCUCAGGCCCCCGCCCCCUCCCCUGGAGCUUUUUCAGAGUAUUUAUUUAUUUAUUUCAUGGUUCCUGGGAGCAUGCAGCAGAGGGCGGGAUGAAGAAGAUGAGGGGCUUCUGCCUGAGACCCUCCCAUAGUCACGGACUGCCCAUGGAGCUGCUCCUUGGGAGCUUGCAUUGGUAGCAGUGGACCUGUUCCACUGUCCGAGCAUGGACAUGGUCCCCACCCCUGAGCCGCCUGUGUGACUCCCAUCUGAAGCCCUCUUUGCUGAUAGGCCACACAGAGCAGGGAGGGUUUGACAGUGGGGACAAGCAAGUGAGGUGUACCCCUUUGUCCUGGUGAGAGAAGGUCACCUCUGUGUGUCUGUACUGUAGAGCAGUAGAAAGGAGCUCUGCGUGGAGACUUGUCAAUAAAAGGCCCCCUGCUUACGGUUUUGUCAGGUC